Molecule: messenger RNA, 2711 nt
Organism: Macrobrachium nipponense
Lineage: Eukaryota; Metazoa; Arthropoda; Malacostraca; Decapoda; Palaemonidae
Product: queuosine 5'-phosphate N-glycosylase/hydrolase-like
Exons: 4
Coding region: 100-1116 (338 amino acids)
Source: RefSeq, a predicted model, not a curated record
UGCACAACCACCUUUCGGUUCGACUUCGGCCAGUGGCUGCAUCGUCGUCGCCUUGUUCCCUGCAAGAUCCUGACACAUCCUGGUGGUACAGUUGACGCGAUGGAUCCAAGAGAAGCGGCCGCUUUUAUCGCAGACAAUGCCAAAGAUGUCACGAUAGUCGACGAGGGCGUGAAAAAGAUCGCCAAGGUCAUCGCCGAAGCCGUCAAAGAAGAAAAACUGUCCCUGGAAUCAUUCAAACAGAAUGAAGUUUUGCCGCUUGAUAAAGGUUUGACAACAGAAGAACUUGCCAACUGGGUGUUCAUCGUUGACGCAAUCAACUUCAGCUUUUGGACACCAGAUGGUGUUCCUAAAUAUUCCAUUAAAUAUAAUGGAAAAACUAGGACUGGCUACUUGGCUAUGGUUUCAGCGGUCAACAGAGCCAUCGACGAAGGCAAGAAAAUAUACGACCCGAAGUACUACAGUAAACUGACUGUAGAGGAUCUGGAGAAGAUCUUCCGCUCAGACACCGAAUCUGCGAUGCCACUCUUCGAAGAGAGGGUCAAGGUCAUGCACGAAGUGGGGAGCAAACUCGUCGAAAAGUUCGAUGGUUCUUUUGCCAAUGUCCUGAAGAAGGCGGGAGGGAGCGCGCUGAAGUUGAUAGAUCUCGUGACGAGCGAGUUUCCCUGCUUUCGUGAUACGGCUGUUUAUGAUGGAAAAGAGGUGAAGAUAUACAAGAGAGUUCAGAUACUGGCAGCUGAUAUCUGGAUGCUCUACCGGGCGGACGGUCCAGGCGCCUUUGUAGACAUAGACAAACUGACGAUAUUUGCGGAUUACCGAGUACCACAGGCUAUGGUGUACUUUGGUGCUCUGAAAUAUUCUGAUAACUUGAUGGACAAGCUGAAGAAAGAGGUGCUUUUCCAGAAUGGAGAUAGAGAAGAGGUGGAGAUCCGAGGUUGCUCAAUGCAUGCUGCUGAACUCAUCGUGGAGGAGACCCACAAAAUCCUGAAUUCAUGGGGUCUUCCAGUUGCUGGGCUCAACAGCAUUAAAGUCGAUUUCUUCCUCUGGGACUACAGGGUUAUGCAUGCACAGCAGUUAAAUGAUACUCCCUAUCACAGAGUUCGGUGCAUUUACUAUUAGCUUUAAAACUGCUGGUAAUGAUAUCUUUGGAUUCUAAUAGGCAACACCUUAUAAACCAGUGAAAAGGUAGGGAUGUGAUUUUGCUUUGUUCAAAAUUGUUUUGAUGCUCUUUCAUCUAACAUUGAUCAUGUUAAAAGGAGGUUGUUAGCAGUUUAGUAGAAAAAAAAGGUUGUGCUUUGGAAAUUCAGAUGAAAAUUACUUAAUGUAAUUAAUUUAUUAGGAAAGUUUAUUUUUUGGGAAUAGCAGCUUUUAAACUAAAUUUUUUAGGGAAGAAGCAAAAUCUUGAUUGGUGAUUAUAAAUUAGCAAAGACUAUAGUACUAACGUAAUGAAUGAUAUAAAGACAGGGAAAACUUGAUAAAAAAAAAUAUUGUUUUAAACAAAUUGAUGAUAAUUUCAUUGAAAUUAUUUCAUUGGGCUCAAAAAGAAAAAUAAAGCACAUCAAAACUUCACAUCAAAGUCAUGUUUUCUGGUACAUAUUUUGAUUGAGCUGUAGUUUACAAUUAGGUAAUUUUUUUAUUUCUGUGGUAAAAUUAAUGAUUUUGUAUAAAAAUACCCAUUUGCUGAUGUUCAAUUAUUUUUAGCCAAUUAAACCAAACCAGUAAUGCAAAAGAUUUGACUGUCAUAGGACUGGUCACUGAUUUGUAAUACUUACCUGACCAGACCAGUUGUAACUGGCUUCAAAACAAUCACAAUUAAUGGUGCUUAAGUUGGUUGUACUGUAUAAAAAUUUGGAUCCUUUUUGUGCGCCAGUAUUUUUCCUGGUUGUGAUCACUGCUUUUUUUUCAUCAUUCCUGGGUAUGAUCACUUUUUUCGUGGUUUACAUUGAGGGCCUUGAGAAUUUCAUGCAUUCGCAAGAAACCACAAGGAAAUCUAAAACACAUUAAUUUUUCAAGUUUAUUCCCAGAAAAUUUAAACAACAGUACAUAGAGCAGUAUUAAGAGAUAUGCUGAAUAAGUUCUUGGAGUUUAUGGACGAAACAAUUUAGUCAGGUAAUGUGGAGAUCUUAUGGUCAUCAUAACACAAAUAAUGACGAGCACCAAAAAAUUCGUUACAGUCUUUACAAUUACUUCACUGUUGUGGUAACUACAUAUUUCAGCAACUUGAAUUGGCCACUAAGGGCCAUUCUUAACUCUGUAAAGGAAGGAAUAAUCAAACCUUUUGAAUUAUGAGACGAGAAAAAAAACAGUAAUGUGGAGCUAAAUGGUCAAUACAAAAUGAUGUUUGUAAGAUACAUGUCCAACAUCUCAAAAUUCCGUCAUAUACCACACCCAUAAUACUUAGUAUAAUGUAUGUUAAUAAUACAAAUUGGAAAUCAGUCAUUGCCAAUUAAGGAUUAUGCACUUUCUUUUUAUGUUAAAUUAUGAUAUGCCAUGUUACAAAUCAGGGAGAAUGGACUGCCAAUAAAAAUAAUGUAAUGAAUACAGAGUAGUCGGAAUUAGGGUAUAAACGUUUACAAUAUUUUCUUAAACCCUUGAGAAGGCAUUGCCAAUAAAUAUAAAAAUAGUCUGUAGAGUGAUAUACUGUACCACUUGUAUAUACUCCCAGAAUUUCUUAAAAUGUUUGUGAAUCCACUGCCAAUAAAAAUGAGAAAUGA